GUGCGUGUGUGCGCGCCCGUGUGAAAGGAAAGGAGGCUGGAAACGGAGCCGCAGGGCCAGCGGGGGAGGGGGACGCCGCCGGCCCGCGCGCCCGCCCCCUCCCCACUUCCCGUCCCUCCCGGCGCUCGCGCCCCGGCGCUGGCCUCGGGCGCACAGAGCCGCCCGCCGCCGCGGAGCUGGAGGAUCCGGCGGGACACAUGCGGGCCGGGGGACCCCAGGGCGCCCCGGCGGGUGGCGGCGGGGGCCACCGCGCAGGCAGCCAGGAUUGCCUGCCCCCUGCGGUGCCUUUUCGGAGGAGGCGGCUGGCACGGAGGCCGGGCUACAUGAGAAGCGAAGCUGGGCCCCAGAUCGGGUUCCUCUCCCCUGCCAUAGGCACGCCGUCCUGGGCGCAGGGGCAGGACAGCAGUGAGCAGUCCCACCACUCCGAGGCCAGGGCCGGAGGGCGUGGCCUUGACCCUGCAGGCCAGCGGCAAGACCCUGUUCCCAGGGGCACAGCAGCCUCGGCUCUGACCUGUGUGGGUCACCUGACCUUGGUGGCAGGGACCUCAGCGUGCUUUGGGGUUCAGUGCAGAGCUGCCACCAAACUGCCGCACAGGCUGACAAGGUUGUGUGGCCCUGGGGAUGCUGGGUGUCACGGGGAGCUCCCGCCCAUGGACAGUUCCGAGGCCCCGGGCCCUCUCCGGGAUGCAGCCUGUGGUGACGGAGCAAGGUGCACCUGGACAAAAGGUUGUCUGGCCCCAGAGGAGGUGAGUGGCACCAGCUGCAACCUUGGAAGUGGCCCCAAGGCACCCUCCGCUCCUGCCGACUCUCAGGCGGCCUUCACCUCCAGCUUUAGCUUCAUCCAGCUCUCAAUGAGAUCUGCUGGGGAACGUGGAGAAGCAGAAGGCUGCCCCCCAUCCAGAGAGUCCGAGGACAUGGGAGCCAAGGCUGCCGGCUUGGACAGGCCCCGCGAGGACCCUCGACUUCUUUCUCCCCGCUUCAGUCUCAAGGCUGCUCAGGGCCUGGCAGACUCUGCCCAGACCGCAGAGGGCAGCCCCAGGCUGGAGUGGGAGACGCUUUCCAUGUGGGACCCAGACGCUGCCUCCUCCUGCUUCCCGGACCCCUCGUGGUUCGAGGGGGCUCCUCUCCGCUGGGACACGCUGCUCAGGAAGUGUGAGCCCGUGCUGCUGGACUGCCUGCAGACCAACCGAAGGCAGCUGGAGGUGAACUGCUUACGGUUAAAGCUUCAGAAACGCCAAGAAAACGCGGUUGAGGACGAGGAUUAUGACGAGGCGGAGACAAUAAAACAAAGGUUGGAAGACCUGGAGAAAGAGCAGAGCAGCCUGCACUUCCAGCUUCCGUCCAGGCAGCCGGCCCUCAGUGGCCUCCUGGAGCACCUGCAGGCACAGGCGGAGGCCGCCCUGCUCGGGGCCGCCCAGCAGGCUGGCGGUGACGACACCCAAGCCCCGCUCAGAUUGGAGCCAAAGACGUUGGAACCCAGUGCUCAGGACAACCUGUGUGUGUCCAUCAGCAGAUGGGACUGGCUUCUUCAGGAGAAGCAGCAAUUGCAGAAAGAAAUUGAAGCCCUCCAAGCGAGAAUGUCUGUGCUGGAAGCAAAAGAUCAACAGCUGAGAAGGGAAAUAGAAGCACGAGAGCGUGUCCUUCCGUGGCAGAGCUGUGACCUGGCUGCCCUGCUGGGCAGGCUGUCCCUGGACGAGCUUCAGGAGGUCAGCAAGGCCCUGCACGACACCCUGGCCUUCGCCAGCCAGAUCCCCCUCCAUGCAGGACCACCUGAAGCCAUCAGGAGCCUCCAGGAAAGGAUGAAGCCCCUCCAUUUGUCACUUAAAGAAAUCACCGCGAAGGUGUGUGUGACCAAGAGACUCUGCAGUACUCUGAGGAAGAAAGUUAACGAAAUUGAAACCCAACUACCGCCAUUGCUUGAAGCCAAAAUGGCUGCCAUAUCAGGAAACCAUUUCUGUACGGCCAAGGAGCUCACAGAGGAGAUCAGAUCUUUAACAUCCGAGCGGGAAGGGCUGGAGGGACUCCUGAACAAGCUGGUGGCGCUGAGUUCCAGGAAUGUCAAAAAGCUGAGAAGUGUUAACGAAGAUUACAACAGGCUGAGAAGGGAACUGGACCAUGGGAAAGCGGCCUACGAAACCGGUGUGAAGGAGAAUGCUUCGAAGUACACGGAGGUGCUGGAGGACAAGCUGCGCAGCUGCAAGUGUCCAUUGCUUGGAAAAGUGUGGGAAGCUGACUUGGAAGCUUGUCGGUUGCUUAUUCAGAGCCUGCAGCUCCAGGAGGCGAGGGGCAGCUGGUCUGCAGAAGAGGAGAGGCAGACGGAUGACUUCGGGGAAGCUGCUUGUACAGUCUCUCCGGUCAUCUCCCCCUGGCCCCACUCUGAAGACGAGACGAAGACCCCUCUGCAGGCAUUCGAAGAAUGGAAGGCUCAUCUAGAUCCCUCUCCUCACUGCACCGGCAGCGAACAGGAAUCUUACAUGCUUUCUGCAGAACUUGGAGAAAAAUGUGACGCCAUAGGCAAGAAGUUGUUAUACUUGGAAGAUCAACUUCACACAGCGAUCCGCAGUCACGAUGACGACCUCAUCCAGUCUCUCAAGAGAGAGCUCCAGAUGGUGAAGGAAACUCUGCAGGCCAUGAUCCUGCAGCUCCAGCCAGCGAAGGAGGCGGGAGAAGGAGAGGCGGUGGCUUCUUGUGUGACAGCUGGUGUCCGGGAAGCAGAGACCUGAGGCGUGACAGAAUGGGGGAAGGAGGGAAUUGUAAUGCUCCUGCCUUCAUGAGGAUCUGUGGACACAAGACAAUUUCUGUCAUUUUCAGAAGUCGUGCUGUCAUUUCUGGAAGGCAGCUGGUGCUUUGCUAAACCUUCCGUGGUGGGCAGCACGUCUGUCCUCAGUGAAGGAGAUGCCCUUGGAGCCAUCGGUUGGCCAGGGUCCAGGAAACAAAGCAAAAGCUCAACAUGUGAAUUCGCUGAUUGUGUUUCCUACAGUUUUUUCUUGAGCAUUUUAAAAAAUAUUCUACACAUUUUAAUAAGUGAAAUUGAUUUUUUGCAAGAAUUCUUGGUUUUCCAAUGAUGGGCCAAAUUCCUGAAUUGUUUAUAAUUACAUCUAAAAAUUAUGUACCAGUCACAUGGCAGUUGGAAUCCUUGAAUUAAUUCCAGUGAAACAAAACUCGGGGAGAGUCAGGAUUCACCGUAUUGCCAGUAACAAAUCCUUAUUUUGGCAUGCCUUGUUAAAAAGUCCCCAGACAAGACAUCUUAACAGUCACUAACUCAAGUGUUUUGCAUUACUUAGAAACCAUCAUGAUUUAUUUGAAAAUUUUGGACGCUAAUGACCACUCUAUGCAUGUCCCAAAUAAGGGUUCUCCAGUACUCCCAGUGGGCAGUGCAUUCUUUUCCUUGAGACGCUGACCACAUUUAAGUAUUGGGGCAGGUGAAUGAUGCUUUAAUCCUUUGCUGUAACUCAUCCCUCAUCUAUGCUGGUCUCAGUCAGCCGGAAGCCAGCUAACGGCCUGGGUGUUUCCUGUGGCUACAGAGCCUUCUCAGGACAAGGCCCCUCUCUUCAGCCACUGUGACCCUGGAAGAUGCAGGAUCAUGUAUCCCAACUCAGUUUUUGUCAGGGCAACAUAAAAAGAAAUUAGUGCUUGAAUUUAAAAGCAACAAGAAAACAAUAAUAAGAACUGAAAGUGAUGACCUAGAGUCUGAUUUCACUGUGACGUGGUGAGAGAAUAAAGAUUAUAUCCCACUGCCCACUGGCUGAAAUGCUGGCAUUCCAUCAGCCGCCCGUUUAUCUUCCACCAGCCUAAAUUAGGGCUUGUUCUCAGUCAGAACAUCCCUAUUUCCUUCCAACUUCCUGAAAUUUCAAGAUCAAAAUGACCCUUUUCCAAACCACUAGCAUGUAAGACUGGAAACGUUUCUUCCUCGGCAGUGAGGCUGGUUUCCCCACCCCAGGAACGUUCAAUGGCUCACCGACAUGCACCGGGACUGUCCUAAGACCUUACAAUCAUUGUCUCCUUUAAUUCCCAUGUCAGCCACAGGAGGUAGAUGUGUCAAUGAUGAAACUGAGCCUUAGGAGACCAGUGAGAUUUCCCCAGGACACAGAGCUGGUUGGUGGGGGAGUGAGAGUAACAGAGACACGUGGGCCGCUAUGAACUGCUGCUCUUCCUAAAGCGCCUUCCGAGUCUUUCUGGAACUGUGAGCAGGGAACUUGUUUGUUCACUUAAGAAUUCAUGGUCACCUUGGGAGCCCUGCCUGGAGAGUCAGAGAAACUGAGCCCGGGAACCGCAGCUUCCCACCCCCCAGGGAGCCCCACUUCUCUACAGACGAGAAGUCUAGGCUCACACAGGAGUCAGCAAAACUACCCACCCAUCACCGUCCCAACCAACCAUUCAGUCCCCAUCCACUGCAAAAGCCAUGCCAGGAACAACCACGGACUGACUGACACUGGACAUGUUUUCUUGAAAAUCCCCAUCCAAUUGGUGUUUUUAAGAAGCGUUCGAGAAAGCAACGUGCACUCAUUAGUCAAUGCCUUCUUGUAUAAGCGAUGUAAUACUUUUAUUUUUAAUAUCCUCACCUGACCUAAUCUUUUUUGUCAUGUAAUUUAUUGCUUCAUGAAGUUGAUUUUUUGUUACAUGAAAUUAAAACUAAUAUCCAAGUCAUGGUGCACCUUUAACUUUUUUUUGUCCUCUGGAAUGUGGAUGACAGAAGAAAAUUUAUCAAGUUUAUUCAUGUCAUCUUUUUGUUACAGGAUGAUUAAUUGUACAGUCACUUACAUCACACAAAACAUUUCUAAUAAAGCAAUGCUUUAAAAUGAUGUAUGUGUUUACUUUCAGAUAUUAACUAAUCAGAAAACAAUGGAAUUUUCUAUUCAAGGUUAUGAAAUCUAAGGACAACCAAUCACGAAGGGCCAACUAGGCUUUAAGCCAUAACCAAUCAGUCAUUUCCUUGCUUUCCAUCCAUCUUUUCUCUGUAAAAGUCUCUCUCCAGCUCCUGUCAGGAAUGAUCCUAACUACUUCCGGUUUGAC
Molecule: messenger RNA, 5013 nt
Organism: Rhinolophus ferrumequinum (greater horseshoe bat)
Lineage: Eukaryota; Metazoa; Chordata; Mammalia; Chiroptera; Rhinolophidae
Gene: DISC1
Product: DISC1 scaffold protein
Exons: 14
Coding region: 198-2723 (841 amino acids)
Biological process (GO): cilium assembly; neuron migration
Cellular component (GO): intermediate filament cytoskeleton; mitochondrion; microtubule
Source: RefSeq, a predicted model, not a curated record